AUAAAAUUUUGUAAUUUAUUUUGGUUAAUUCGGCGCCAAAAUUCAAAAGAAAAUUAGCGCGAGAAAUUUUCAAGUCAAACCCCCUCGGAUAAUUUCUAAAUUUGAUAACGUUAAGCAUUCAUUGGAGAACGAAUCUUUAAUUUUAAUUCAUAUUUAUAUUAUAAUGCUUUUGUUUUCAGCGUUAAAAAUGAAACAAUUAAAAAGUAAAGAAUUUGGUUAAUUUAUUUUUAAUAGAGUUUCCAAACAGAGAUCAAUAAUGUUACUAAGUUUUUCUAGCAGUUUUUAGACGAGUUUUUUAAAUGAUUUUUAUACUGUAAAAUUCGAGGUAAAAUUAGUAAAGUCCUUUUAUAACAGUUUAAUGGAUUUUAAAAGACAUACAUGAAAAAAUAGAUUUCACAGCUUUUGAUAUGUAAUUCACAAUAAUUCUAAACUUUAUAAUAUUAAAUUGAAUGCAAUUUUUAAAUAUUUCUAAACUAUUAUUGAUUUGAAAAUAUCUUAAUUAGAAAUUUAUUUAUUUUUAUUUGGUCUACUUGUCUACUUAAUAUAUAAAACUUUUUUUUAAUUUUACAUUUAUGAACAAUUAAAUAUAUUUUGCCGCGAUAAUGAAUCUAAGCGUAAAACAGAAUGAUUGAUUUGAUUUUAUUUAUAAAAUCAAAACCAUCUAAUGAAAUAUAAUCACUAUUCAAUUCUAUUUUGAGAGAUAUUUCUGAUAAUAAAUUAUGUAAUAUAUUAACUAGUAAAAAUAAUAUACAAAAUUACGUUCGCCAAACCUUUUUUCGGUGAUUUUUAAAAGGAAAAAGAAGCAUAGAAAAUUAGUAAGAAAGUUUUAUGUACCACCUAGCUAGAUUUAGGGUAAGUGUACCAAAUUCCGGCCAUAUUUUUAUUCCUCAAAUAUCCAUGAAUUUUUAGUUUUUGCAUAUUAUAGAGAUUAUACUAUGCAAUAAAUUAACAAAAAUGUAGCUUCGAUAAACGAGAUGUUAAAAAUACUUUGGAAGGAUUCCGGAAGGGCAAGGAACUAUGAGAAUGAAGGUGGCCGAAAUAGGCCACCAAAGCUAUGUCUACAUUUUUAUUCAUUUUAAAAUGUAUUAAGAAUGAUUCUAGAGAAAAUAAAGAUGAUAAACUGUCCGCAAGGUUCCAAGCAACACUUCUUAUAAAAUUGAAGAAAUUUAAAUUCUUCUUAAAUUUUCCUUAAGAAAAAUUAACAAAAAAUCAAUUUAUAUGAAAAAUAUUACAUUUUGAACUUGUGACUUUGGCGCUUGCAUGCAACUAUGCCGAAAUUUGGCACACUUACCCUAUGUUUCAUCUAGAAACAUUUUUUCUAAUAUUUUUUAUUAAGAAUAAUCUAAGAACAUCGUGAUAACAUGCGAUCUCACUACAUGUUUACAGUUAACUAGUAGAUUUACUCUAUUUUUUUUCACAAGUCAAAAAUAUUAUAUUCAUUUAAUAUUGUACUCCUGUAAUUUAUUGGCACCAAGAAAUGAGCAGUAUAAAUCGAAUUUUGUCAGCAAAAAAAUCGAAAUGGGCAGUAAAGAAUAAAAAAUGAUUUGUGAAAAAUUAAAUAAAAGAAGAGUAAAAAGUUAAAAAAAGGUCUUUACUGCUAAUUGAUAUUAAAUUGAUAUUAAUUGAUAUUAAAAUUGAUUUUUUCUUCAUUUUAUUUUAAUACUAAAAUCCCUUCAAAUGUGAAUUCCUGUUGCCUUCUAUUUUGGAACUUAAAAAUCAUGUUGACUAAAAUAUACUUAGAAUUGACUAAUUAACACUAAACCUAUCAAGACUAGCCAACUAGACCGGUUUAAAAAGUGUUUAAAAUUAACACGUAUUUAAACGAUACAAAUGUCGCUAUCCAACUUUAUGAUUUUUUACCGUGGUCUAUCAUUUGACCGAGCGCGAUAGUAAAACUACCAAAAACGAUCGGUAGGUUUAGUGUUAAAGAUAAAACGUGGACAGCAUACGAAUUGCUCAACUAAUGGUCAACUGAUUUUCUUUAUAUUUUUAUCCAUAAAUUUAAUUUUAAGUCUUAAAAUAUACUUUCUCGGUUCCGAAACAUAUAGUACAUAUUUGUAUGAAAACAUGUACGACUUUUUUCGGACCAGGAGGGUGUAUACGUAUACUUUUUAAUUUGCCCAUUGUAUGACUUAAAAACCAUUUUCCCUAUGGUUACAAGAAAAACUUUUUUUAUAACUCUAAUUAAAAAAAACCCUUGGAGUACCAUCAAAUUAUAGUUUUAACAAAGUAAUUUAAAUGUAGGAAUAUUUCCUAUUAAAAAUAAUGAAAUCUUUCAAAAAAAAACAAUUUUUGGAAAACUACUACAAUUGCAAUUUAGGACAGUAUAAUUAUUUCCGAAAAUACAAAUAAAAUCUAAAAACUAAACUACUAAACUUAUUGAAAACAACUUAUUCCUUUUCUUUAUCUUAACAUUUUUACACAUAUAUCUUUGAUUAUUUGUGUGUUAAAUUAUCUUUGUAACUUAGCGUUUUAUUGCAUGAAUUACAAACUGAAUGAAUAUGCAUAUGAAUAUGCUUGAAUGCAGAAUUGCUUACAGAAAUAUAAUUUCACAUUUUUAAAAAUCUACUGUCAUUCGUAAUUAUUGUUUUAUGAGAAAUGUUAAUGCUCUUUUUAACUUUAAUAAAAAAAAUAUUUUUCUUUUAUGAUUUUUUACAUUUUUUGUGAUUUCAGUAUUUUUCUUAUUCUAGUCUUAUAUCUAACUUAAAUAAUAAUCCUUAUAUUAUCAAUUGGUGAUAUAGUGGAACCUCCUCUUUUCUUAGCAAUGAUCUCCUCCUGAAAAUAAAUCAAUGGCAACUUAUUAAUGUUAAGAAGAGUAAGAAAAUAUUUUGAAAUAUCCUUUCGCAAUGAAUUCUCAAGGCGACGUCUGAUUGUUUUUAUUAACUGAGAAUAGUUCUAUUCUGCGCACCAAGCGAUCUCGUGAAUUUUGGCUGUGGGCCAAGCAUGAGUGACGCGAUCGCGAUUUUUAUGUUUCAUUGUCAAGUAGAGGAGAGAUCUCCUCGUGCAACUAUUCCAUGUGGCCCCUUUUCAAAAUUAUUUUGUGUAUGCGGGUCAGUGUCUAGAUUGACGACCGAAAGGCGAUUCAAAAGUCACCACGCGCGAUCACUAUACUUUGCUCAGUCACUCCCGGGGUAAUCACGUAACUUUGGAAUUCCAUGUGGCAGAUAAGGGGGACAAUUGAGUGUCGCAGAGUGAUAAGCGAACAGAUUCUUCCAUAGAAAUGGAAAUCCAGGUCAAAUGGCGAGAGACAGUGCUACGAAUGAUCAUUGAACUUGGAUUUUCCUUUACCAUAUGAUCGGUCUCUUUCUUACUCUUCCACUCUUGCAAUUUGUCAUUUAUUCGCCGGAAAUGACAGUAUCCAGAUGGCGCAGCACACAUUGCUCACUCUCAUUUUAUCGUUUUACUCGAAGAAAUCUCUCUUUGGACAUGCGCUAAUGCCGGAUUUUUCCUCAGAGAGAUGUCAUGUGAGAGAGAUGGCCAUUGGUUCUUGACGUCAGAGGUCUCAUAUGUAAGCGGUGGUCGUAUACGGCUUCAAUGGGAGCGAAUGUGAUGGAACUAGAGCCGAAGUUUAUCGUCAAUGAUUCACGAGAGAGAACAAAUGAGCUACUGAGAACGAAUGAAAAUUCUAGUUCUUCACUCAUCAUAUCGCGGUCGUUUAGUCAAUACGCGACCCCUUGAGAAGGCGCUCCGCCCCAGUUAAUCACCCCCUCUUAGGCGAUUUGAGACACCGUUUCAGGACACACAGACUCCAUCACACAAAAGAGAAAAAAUGCCCGGACUUUCGGAUCCAGUUGCUUUUCUCAAGGAUUUCGCCGCCGGAGGUAUCUCCGCGGCGGUUUCCAAGACCGCUGUCGCCCCCAUUGAGCGUGUGAAGCUCCUUCUGCAGGUGCAGCACAUCUCCAAACAAAUUGCUCCAGAACAGCGGUAUAAGGGUAUGGUGGACUGCUUCGUGCGAAUCCCACGCGAACAGGGUGUCCUUGCCUACUGGCGUGGUAAUAUGGCCAAUGUGAUCCGUUAUUUCCCAACUCAGGCGCUCAACUUCGCCUUCAAGGACAAGUACAAGCAGGUGUUCUUGGGCGGUGUGGACAAACACACCCAAUUCUGGAGGUACUUCGUGGGUAACUUGGCUUCUGGCGGUAUGGCUGGUGCCACUUCCCUCUGCUUCGUGUACCCCCUUGAUUUCGCCCGUACCCGUUUGGCCGCUGAUAUUGGCAAGAGCGGUGGUGAGCGUGAGUUCACUGGUUUGGGCAAUUGCUUGACCAAGAUCUUCAAGGCUGACGGUAUUGUUGGUCUGUACCGUGGAUUUGGCGUAUCUGUCCAGGGUAUCAUCAUCUAUCGUGCUGCCUACUUUGGCUUCUACGACACUGCCCGUGGCAUGUUGCCUGAUCCUAAGAAGACACCUCUUUACAUUAAUUGGGCCAUCGCUCAGGUUGUCACAACAGUUGCCGGUAUUGUGUCAUAUCCAUUUGACACUGUGCGUCGUCGUAUGAUGAUGCAGUCUGGACGCAAGAAGACGGAGAUUGUCUACAAGAACACACUGCAUUGCUGGGCUACAAUUGCCAAGACAGAAGGUGGCAGUGCUUUCUUCAAGGGCGCCUUCUCCAACGUCCUCCGUGGCACUGGCGGUGCCUUUGUGCUCGUCUUGUACGAUGAAAUUAAGAAAUUCCUGUAAUUUAACUUAUUUUAUUUAUCAACCGCCAAUAAAGCUACGGAGUUAAAAAAGUACACCGAUUUCCGAAUCACUAUAUAGAUACAACAAUUAAAAAAAAAAAACUAAGCAAAUUUAAUCCGCAAGACGUAGCUUUGUGAGCCACGGUCUCGUGGAUAUAUACGGAUGAUAGAAAAAAAAUAAUGAAGCAACAAAAUUUCAAGCAAAUAGGCGAAUGAUAAAGUAUUACGGGAGAGAAAAUGUGGGAGUUUUUUUUUUUCUUUUCUUCUGACAACACCCGAAGGAGAUUAAGUACAUUUAACUGAAGAAAAAAAAAAUGUGUAGCGAAUAAACAAAAUACUAAAAAUGAAAAAUAUUGAAAGUUUAAGUGUUUUCUCUCGGUAGAAAGAUUCUCAUGAUUUUUUUUUGUGACUCUUAGGAUCAAAUUUUAUCAUUUGUAUAUAUUUAAUUGCGUCGCACAGACUGUUCGCGCCAGUUGAGGAAAUUUCUUUAUGGAAAAUUGCAGAGGAGAAAUAAAUGGAGAGAAAGUUAA
Molecule: messenger RNA, 5201 nt
Organism: Phlebotomus papatasi
Lineage: Eukaryota; Metazoa; Arthropoda; Insecta; Diptera; Psychodidae
Product: ADP,ATP carrier protein
Exons: 5
Coding region: 3770-4672 (300 amino acids)
Biological process (GO): mitochondrial ADP transmembrane transport; mitochondrial ATP transmembrane transport
Cellular component (GO): mitochondrial inner membrane
Molecular function (GO): ATP:ADP antiporter activity
Source: RefSeq, a predicted model, not a curated record